UGCUUUGCAGUCUGCACUUCUCUAUUGUAAUAUCUGUAUAGCUUUUUUUUGGAGGUUAUGUUCCUCGGUUGGGAAAUUUGUCUGUAUAGCUUCACGACCACGUGGUUAUGUUUGAAACUGGAAUAAGUUGAAUAAUCAUGUUUUUAUCAAUACCAAUGCGGUCGAAGACAGACGAGAUAGACAAUGCUGGUGCGGCACCGUCACAGAGCGAUAAUGAGGAUAACAGUGAUUACGAGAAAAGUGAAGAAAAUGAAUCAGACGAUCAAGAAAUGAAGGAUGACACGGGCGAGGCGUCACAUGACGCUGGAUCUACUGGAAAUGCUGGCUGGGCUGAUGUUAUGCAAAAGAUUCUAAAAAUAAAUAAACCAAAUAACAAAAAGACACUUGUAUUGGCCAAAGCAAAGAGGUUGAACGAUGUAAAAGUAAAGGAAAAAGAAGAUGUCUCUUUCGAGAUUGAUGAUAUUAAAGAGGAGAUCAAAACUGAAUCGGAAGAGGCUGUUGAUAGGAUAGGUGUAACGGUGAAGACUGCACCAGCUAAACCGAGAAGAACGAAGGUCCGUGGUAUCAGAGUAAUACCGACCAUUACAAGUCGGGAGCAUGAGAGAAUGUUACAAAGGGUAGCCACAAAAGGAGUCGUGCAACUGUUUAAUGCAGUAAGGCAGCAACAAGUGGAGAUUAAGACAAAAUUAUCGCAAGCGGGACCAUUAGAGAGAAAACGCGAGCAAGUGUUCAAGAAUAUCGACAAGAAUGCCUUCCUUGAUGUUCUGAUGGGCGGCAGUAAAAGCGUACCAGUUGACAACGCCGUUAAACCUGAGAAGUCUGUCGAACGGACAGACGAUAAAGACAAAGAUCACAAAAUGUGGAGUGUUCUUCGAGACGACUUUGUCAUGGGGGCUAAGUUGAAAGACUGGGACAAGAAGAAUGUGGAAGAAGAUUCUUCAGCUCCUGAGGAUAUGGACAGCGACGUGGAUUGAAAAUAAGAUCUUUCUCAUUUUUUUUUUUUUUUAUAUAAACGACACUUUUUAGAUUACUACAAUUAGUCAUAAAAAUGCCGAUAUCGAUUGUGUACAUAGUAAACUGCAUUGAUAUCUCUUGGAGUAAAGAUGUAAAUAUUGUGAAUUGUAAAUGAACUGUGGACUCUUGAAACGGA
Wasmannia auropunctata (little fire ant) is the source of this 1150-nucleotide messenger RNA. Its product is annotated as RRP15-like protein. The record is from RefSeq and is a predicted model, not a curated record. NCBI's taxonomy places the organism in Eukaryota, Metazoa, Arthropoda, Insecta, Hymenoptera, Formicidae. Gene Ontology annotation, biological process: maturation of LSU-rRNA; maturation of 5.8S rRNA. The coding region runs from base 138 to 974 and encodes 278 amino acids. The transcript is spliced from 4 exons. Gene Ontology annotation, cellular component: preribosome, large subunit precursor.